ACCAAGUCUCUGUAGCAAUUGGAAAGACCCUUUCUGCUAACUAGAAUAAGAGUCUUUGUAAGAUCUAUGAAGGCCAUAUAGAGAGUUUUUCUUCGUUCUUGAUGCUUUUUUUUCUUGCAGUUGCCUUAGUGCGAAGACCAGCUUGAUCAUAUAUUAUCCCCUCCAUCUAUGCUAUUUCGGAAAUCCAGCAACCCUGAAGUCUCUUCUGGCCCUCGAAAGUCAUUCAAGUUUAAAAGACAGCUGAGUGAAGAUGGAAGACCAUUUAGAAGAGGAAGCCUUGGAGGAGCUUUGACUGGCAGGUACCUGCUUCCCAAUACCAUUGCACAGCAGUCAUGGCAACCUGCAGAAACCUCCAAUCUUGUUCGUAUGCGUAGCCAAGCUCUUGGGCAAUCGGCUCCUUCGCUUACUGCUAGUCUGGAAGGGCCACUUCAGAAGAGCCAUUUCAGCUCAACACGGCACCGUCAGAGACUAGUGGAACCAGCGGCUACGAAAAAGGAGCUGAGUCUUCCAAGAAGAGGAAGUUUUUGUCGGACAAGUAACCGAAAGAGCUUGAUAGGCAAUGGACAAUCUCCAGCUCUGCCUCGGCCUCAUUCACCUCUUUCAGCUCAUGCAGGAAGCAGUCCUCAAGACAGCCCUAGAAAUUUCUCUCCCAGUGCCUCAGCCCAUUUUUCUUUUGCACGAAGUCAUGGGCACCGAAAUGACAGGACUGAUGGACGCCGCUGGUCUUUGGCCUCUCUCCCCUCCUCCGGCUAUGGUACAAAUACACCCAGCUCGACGGUUUCUUCAUCCUGUUCCUCCCAAGAGAAGUUACACCAGUUACCAUACCAACCAACACCUGAUGAACUACAUUUUUUGUCUAAACAUUUCUGUACCACUGAAAGCAUCGCCAGUGAUAACAGAUGCAGGACCACACCAAUGCGCCCUCGAUCCAGAAGUCUCAGCCCUGGACGAUCUCCCGCCUGCUGUGACCAUGAAAUAAUUAUGAUGAACCAUGUCUACAAAGAAAGGUUCCCAAAGGCCACAGCUCAGAUGGAAGAACGGCUUCAGGAUAUUAUCACCAGCCAUUCUCCUGAUAACAUUCUUCCCUUGGCAGAUGGAGUGCUCAGCUUUACCCACCAUCAGAUCAUUGAGCUGGCUCGAGAUUGCUUGGAUAAAUCCCAUCAGGGCCUCAUUACGUCACGAUACUUCUUUGAAUUACAGCACAAAUUAGACAAAUUGCUGCAGGAGGGUCAAGAGCGAUCAGAAAGUGGAGAACUGGCAUUUAUUAAGCAACUAGUCCGAAAGAUCCUCAUAGUCAUUGCUCGUCCUGCACGCUUAUUAGAAUGCCUGGAAUUUGAUCCUGAAGAAUUUUACUAUCUCUUGGAAGCUGCAGAAGGACAUGCUAAAGAGGGGCACGUGAUUAAAACAGACAUCCCUAGGUAUAUUAUAAGCCAGCUGGGUCUGAAUAAGGAUCCUCUGGAAGAAAUAGCUCAGCUAGCUAACUAUGACAGUGGCACAGCAGAAACUCCAGAAACAGAUGAAUCGAGCUCUAAUACAUCAGUGACGCUCCGGAGGAAACCUCGUGAAAGCGAUUUUGAAACAAUUAAACUGAUUAGUAAUGGAGCUUAUGGUGCUGUUUAUUUUGUGCGACAUAAAGAAACCAGACAGAGAUUUGCCAUGAAGAAAAUUAACAAACAGAAUCUCAUUCUCCGAAAUCAGAUUCAGCAGGCCUUUGUUGAGCGUGAUAUCCUGACAUUUGCAGAAAAUCCAUUUGUCGUCAGCAUGUACUGCUCCUUUGAAACUAGACGCCAUUUAUGUAUGGUCAUGGAAUAUGUGGAAGGUGGAGAUUGCGCUACUUUAAUGAAGAAUAUGGGUCCUUUACCUGUGGAUAUGGCAAGGAUGUAUUUUGCUGAGACUGUGCUAGCCUUGGAAUAUCUGCAUAAUUAUGGAAUCGUACACAGGGAUUUGAAGCCAGACAAUUUAUUAGUAACAUCCAUGGGACAUAUUAAGCUUACAGAUUUUGGGCUUUCUAAAGUGGGGCUAAUGAGCAUGACUACAAAUCUUUAUGAGGGUCACAUUGAGAAGGAUGCUAGAGAGUUCCUUGACAAGCAGGUCUGUGGCACACCUGAAUAUAUAGCACCAGAAGUGAUAUUGAGGCAGGGCUAUGGCAAGCCAGUGGACUGGUGGGCCAUGGGAAUUAUCCUAUAUGAAUUUCUUGUUGGGUGUGUGCCAUUCUUUGGAGAUACACCAGAAGAGCUAUUUGGACAAGUAAUCAGUGAUGAGAUCAACUGGCCUGAAAAGGAUGAAGCCCCACCUCCAGAUUCCCAGGAUCUGAUUACUCUACUGCUCAGACAAAACCCUAUGGAGAGACUGGGAACAGGUGGCGCAUAUGAAGUAAAGCAACACCAGUUCUUUCGUAGUUUAGACUGGAAUAGUCUGCUGAGACAAAAAGCAGAAUUCAUUCCACAGCUGGAAUCUGAGGAUGACACAAGUUAUUUUGACACUCGUUCUGAGAAAUACCACCAUAUGGAAACUGAAGAAGAGGAUGACACAAAUGAUGAAGACUUUAAUCUGGAAAUAAGGCAGUUUUCCUCAUGUUCACAUAGAUUUUCAAAAGUUUUUAGUAGCAUAGAUCGAAUAACUCGGAAUCAAGGUGAAGAAAAGGAAGAUACAGGAGACAAAACAAAAAAUGUGACGUUGCCAUCUGUGGAAUCUUUAAGCUGGAGUUCAGAAUAUUCUGAACUGCAACAGCUAUCUACAUCCAACUCCUCUGAUACUGAAAGUACCAGGCUGCGGCACAGUUCAGGUUUGCUUCCAAAAUUGGCCAUAUCAUCUGAAGGGGAUCAAGAUGAAACCACCUGCUCAGAAGGAUCCCGGGCGGAGCAAGAAAAGGCUGCUUUAAAUGAGGAGGCUGCUCAAGAUGAGCCUGAGGUCACCACUCCAGCAAGUACCAUCAGCAGCUCAACACUAUCAGUUGGCAGUUUUUCAGAGCACUUAGAUCAGAUAAACGGAAGAAAUGAGAGUGUGGACAGUACAGAUAAUUCCUCAAAGCCAUCCAGUGAACCUGCUUCUCAUAUGGCUCGUCAGCGAUUAGAAAGCACAGAGAAAAAGAAAAUAUCUGGAAAAGUCACAAAGUCCCUGUCUGCCAGUGCCCUGUCCCUCAUGAUUCCAGGAGAUGUGUUUGGUGUUUCUCCUUUGGGAAGUCCUAUGUCCCCACAUUCCCUUUCUUCAGACCUUUCAUCCUCCAGAGAUUCCUCCCCUAGCCGCGAUUCCUCAGUUGCUUCUGCAACCCCUCAUCAACCUAUAUUAAUUCACAGUUCAGGAAAAAAGUAUGGCUUCACCAUCCGAGCAAUCAGGGUCUAUGUGGGUGACAGUGAUAUCUACACCGUGCACCAUAUUGUUUGGAAUGUCGAAGAAGGAAGCCCAGCUUACCAAGCAGGCCUAAAGGCUGGGGAUCUGAUCACACAUAUCAAUGGGGAGCCAGUUCAUGGCCUUGUUCACACUGAAGUCAUAGAGCUGUUGUUAAAGAGUGGAAACAAAGUGUCAAUUACUACAACCCCCUUCGAGAACACUUCAAUCAAAACAGGCCCAGCCAGGAGGAAUAGCUACAGGAGCCGAAUGGUUAGACGCAGUAAGAAAACCAAAAAGAAAGAGAGCCUAGAAAGGAGGAGGUCUCUCUUCAAGAAGUUAGCCAAGCAGCCCUCUCCCCUUCUUCACACGAGCCGAAGUUUCUCCUGCCUGAACCGAUCCCUUUCAUCAGGAGAGAGCUUGCCUGGCUCCCCAACUCACAGCUUGUCUCCCAGGUCUCCUACCCCAAGCUACCGCUCCACUCCUGAUUUCCCAUCCGGUACCAAUUCCUCCCAGAGCAGCUCCCCUAGCUCAAGUGGACCCAAUUCUCCAGCUGGCUCAGGUCACAUAAGACCCAGCACUCUUCACGGGUUGGGUCCAAAGCUUGGUGGACAAAGAUACCGGUCAGGAAGACGCAAGUCAGCUGGCAGCAUUCCUCUUUCCCCUUUGGCACGAACACCUUCUCCAACACCCCAGCCACCGUCCCCUCAACGAUCUCCAUCACCUUUAUUGGGACAUUCAAUUGGAAAUUCAAAAAUCGCUCAGGCAUUCCCUAGCAAGAUGCAUUCCCCUCCAACUAUUGUGAGACACAUAGUGAGGCCAAAGAGUGCUGAGCCACCCAGGUCUCCACUGCUAAAGAGAGUCCAGUCUGAAGAGAAACUUGCACCUUCUUAUGGUUGUGACAAGAAACACUUAUGUUCACGCAAACACAGCCUGGAAGUGACUCAAGAAGAGGUGAAUAGGGAAUUGUCCCAAAGAGAAGUAACUCUUCAGAGCCUGGAGGAGAAUGUGUGUGAUGUGCCAUCACUCACCCGAGUCAGGCCUGCAGAGCAAGGCUGCCUAAAACGCCCUGUCUGCAGAAAGUUGGGUAGGCAAGAGUCUGUUGAUGAGCUGGAUAGAGAGAAAUUAAAGGUCAAGAUAGUUAUGAAAAAGCAAGAUCUUGCUGAGAAACAAGAUUGUCUGCAGAAAGCAAGUACUAUACAUGAGCCUAGUGGUGAAUCAGAAAAUCCUGCUAUCUUAAGACUGGAAGAAAGAGACAAAAAAUCAUUUCAAAAGGCUUUGGAAAGAUCAAAUCACUUUGAAACUAAAAUUACUGCUCUGGAGACUCCGUCAGUAGGUGGCAUACUCAAAGACACCCUUCACAAGAAUGCAAACAUGAGACCAAAUGACUGUAUUCCUUUAGAUACACACAUGCCAUGUCAUGGGCCUCCUCUUAAUGAACUCAGCCAUCUCUCUUAUGACUUCAAAAGAAUUUCCCCUCCAUGUACAUUGCAAGAUGUGCUACCUCACUCAUCUGACAGGCUGCUAAAUGGAAAGGGAGAAAGCACAGAUAAAAAUGCACCAACAAAAGAAUUUGUCAAAUUUGAAAGACUAGAUGGUAAGCUUGCAAAUAUUGAUUAUCUCAGAAAGAAAAUGUCCUUUGAAGAAAAAGAUGACAGUCUCUGUCCAGUGUUAAAGCCCAAACUGACAUCAAAUGUUCAUGAAUGCCUUCAACUUAAUACAGUCAGACCCAUCAAUGUACAGCAGGAUUCCGCUGCAGUUGCUGAUAGCAGAGCAUUUAUCAGUAGUGCACAUGCUGCUCAGAUUAGCUCAGUUUCUUUUGUUCCUCUCAAAGCCUUAAAUGGCCGAGUGGAAACUGGUUUGGAAAAAUCAGCCCUGAUUUCUACUGAGUCUCCUGUCAGAAAAAGUCCAUCGGAGUAUAAACUAGAAGGGAGAUCGGUUUCUUGUUUGAAACCAAUUGAAGGCACUUUAGACAUUGCCUUACUGUCUGGGCCACAGGCUUCAAAGACCGAACUGCCUUCAUGCCUGCUACCAGAAAGUCAAAACACCAGCAAUGAGGUAGGCUCUUCCAUGCCUCUGGCAUCUCAGUGCAAUGGUGUAAAGGAGGAGACAUCCUGUCAGAAAGAGGUGGUGUCGCCCUAUUCAAAGUCUAGUAAAUCUAAUCUGCUAGAGCCCCAAUUUUCACAGUCAAGCAAGAGUUUUCAAAAUGCACCAGCAACCCCUGUGACCGCAGAACUAGAAACAGGAAAAAAGAUUUCCAGCCCAGAUGCUGCAUGCAACAUUUCUGUCAGGGAAGGUGAUCAAAAGAGAGAGGAUUCCCAUUCAAAACAGAAGGACCAUGCGACUGAGGCAAAAUUACACACUGUCCAUAAUCAAUGUCUCCACACUGCCCUGGCAUCUGCCACACCUUCCACAGCCCAAGGUACCCCAGAAAAAACUGCAGGAAAAGAGAGUCAAACCCAAAAGGAGUUACCUGUCAAGUAUCCAGUGACACAAAGAAAUUACGAAUCUUUCUCUGUAAAGGCUGAGGGGAUCAGAGAUUCAUCUGUGAAGAAAUCUAUCCCAGAUGCUUUUAAAACAAGUGAUUCCAAAACCAUUCAGAGACUCUCUGCUGACUUUGCCAUUCCCCUUCAAACACAUAGAACAACGAGAGUGCAGACAGCUGGCUCUAAGGUGGAGUCUAAAGAUGGCAAAGAUCUACCAAAACAAUUUGCCAAAGAUGACAUUACCCCUGCUGGGUCUUCUGUAGAGAGGGACAUGAACAAGCAGGAGGUGAUGGACUCAAAGAGUGAAAUGGCUUUUCCCAAAAGGCCUGUACAACAAUCAGUAGAGUCUAAUACUAAGAGUGAGAAAUCACUUGUGUGUUCCUCUGCACAGAAGGACAACUCCAAAGAUUUGAGAAAGAAAGAUCAGAAACACUCUAGCAAUAUACAGCUUCAUAUUAUAGAGAGAAAGCUACCCAACCUGAUUACCAGGCAGCAGUUUAGCCCUUCGUGUUUCCCUUCUGUGAGAGAGACUGUAAACAGAAACUCUGUAAUAGAUGCUCAUGUGCAUUUAGGUGUUCAAGAGCAAGUCAAAACUGGUUCAGCCUACAUGGAAAGCAGUAAUAAUAAAUCCAGGCAAAUAAAUGAAACUUGUUCCUCUAAAUCUAAGCACUCUGACAAAUUCACAUUUGCACAAAAGCAGUGCACUGCAAACAUAAAAGAAGAAGAAACAGUUAUUCAGCCCGCUGCUGGCUCUCGGAAAGAUGGGAAACAUGCCAAUAAAAGUGUGCAGGAUUCUCAUUCUUUUGUUCUUAUUUCUCAGAGAAAACUAAACAAUGAGUACAUUCAGGUAGAAAAGCCUCUAGGUCUGGAACAUGGGUCAGCACCUUCAAUCCAAAUCAAUAGCAGCACUCCUGAAACCAAACCUAAAUCCUCUUGUAACGGCCAGGCACCAGCAGGCUCAGAAAACUCCAAGCAUUUUCUAAGUCAGGAAACAGCAGGCUUCAGUGAGACUGCUGAUCAAAAGCAACUCUAUGUAAAUGAAAAGCAAAACAUGCCUCCAAAGUUUUCCACUGUGAAAGACUGUCUCUUAUUGAACAAACUGGCAGACAAGGACCAAAGUAAUCAGGCCAUCACUGCAGACAAAAGACCUGAAGGACAAAAAUGCACUGAAGCACUUUAUGUUCAGAAUGACAGUGGGAAGUUGGAGCCCAGCCUUUUCCUUAACUGUGACCUGGGGAAAGUAGCAGAAAAGGCACCCAUAGUUAGCAAAGGCUCUCCAGAUUCAAAAGGGAAGGGACAAGUUAGUCAAAAACAGUUAACAGAUGCGAACAAGCAGAUUACAGCAAUGCUUUUAUCAACUGCCACUGUGCAGAGUUCAUGUCAUUCAGCUGUAACUCCAUCAAAGCAGCUGAAUUGUCCACCCAACUUCCCUGAAUCUAGGCAAGAAACAUCUCCUCUGUCUUCAGCCAAGGUUAAAACAGGCUCACCAGAGCUUCCUGACACCAGCUGCAAGGAACUGAAAAAGCAAGCUACCUCUUCUACAGGGGAUGGUAAAAGAGAAAUCACUAAGAGCGUUUCACUGUUGACCUUGCAUAGCUCUGCUAUCCCAGUAGAAGCCCUUCAUCCUGCUUCAAACCUUGGGAGUAAACCUGGAAAUCAAGAAAAGCCUCUUUCUGCUAGCAACACUGUUAAUGUAAAGGGAGAAGAUCCCAUUCAAGCUAAGCCUCCUGCUGCAAAAAAACAGAAUGUAGGUAAAGAUUUUCCCAGGUCAGUAACCACCUCUGACCGUCCUACUGCACUUUCAUCUGAUAAAGACUCAGUACGGCAGAGGCGAGGAAAGGAUGCUUCACGGAGCAGUCCUCAUAAAAAGUCCUCUCAAUAGCAUUAACUUGGCAGAUAUGACUUAGACUUUAGCUGAAAAUGUGUUGAUGUGUCUUGACUACCUUCUGAAACCAGCACUGUGUGGUAUCUUUACAUGGCAAAGCUUUCAUGCCACUCCAGCAGGGGGCAGUGUGUAGAAAGAGACGUCCUUUUUCAAAAUGCCUUCCCAAAUGUAACCGGUAAAACUGUUACCAUAGAGUAUUUGUAUAAAAUUACCUUUACAGUUGAGAGUUGUUGAGAAAAAGAUUUUCCCUGUAAAUAUCUCAUGACGUGUUUGGUUUUGAAUGUAGCAUAUAUACGUUGCUGCUGAUUGCAUUGUUUACUAUUACUUUUUUUUUUUUUGGCGAUAGUUGCUUUGCCACUUAUAUGCCAUAAUCAAAUAUGAAGCAGAAUUACUGAAAUUCAGACCUUGGAUAAACAAUACACACUUAGUCUGAUUUAAAGGGAAAGAAAAUAAGCCACAUUUUUACUUGUUAAAAAUUCUAUAUAGUGUUAAAAACAAUAGAAAAAAUAUGAUGGCUUAUUGGAAGUUUUUAUGUAUAUUUUAACUAACCGUAGAUUUUGAUAGUACUGUAUCUGGCUAACUGCUUCACCAGAUCGAACGUAAGACCCAACCGAACCUCCUCAGUGCAAAGCCUGCCUCUUAUUUAGAAUAGGCAUAGUUACAGUGAAGGGGAAAGCCUCCAUUAACACUACACCCAGUUGAGUAGCAUUAUCUGGUGAAACAGAUGUUCUCAUCUUGUCUUUAGGGAGGCUACCUGGGACCUUCACUUCAGACAAGGCUGAGACUGCAAGCACAUGUGCUUAGUUUCUGCCGCAAUCCUGUCUUGGUUCCCUUGUAGCUCUUUUAAAUUCAGGCCUUUAUAGAGAUGAGGCACAAGUAGAAGCAAAUGACUUGCAUUCUAUUCCCAUCCCUGUUUUUUAAUGAAUGUAAAGAAUAUCAGUUAUCAUGGUAUGUAGGUUUGAGUAACUAGCUUCAUGCUUUUUUCUCUUUUUUCUCUUUUAUAUGACAAGUCUGGUAAAAAGGAAAAAAGUGAUUUCAGUAUCAUAUCUUCACAAAAGAGCUUGACAUUGAUACAUUUUAAUACAUAGCUGGGGCCUUAUGUUAUAGAGCAAACUUGCUGUUUUUAGCAAGUAAUCCCUGGGUUUCACAUUCAUUUCUAAAUGCAUUGAGUAGCUCCUGGCAUUUCAUAACAUGAUCUCUUUAUUUGUAUGCAAAAAAGAAAAGGGGAAAAAAAAAGUAAAUACUGUAAUGUAAAAAAGCAGAAUUUUUUUAACAAAGGGACCUGUUGGAGCUAUUUGGUGCUAGAAUGUGUCUGUCUUUAUUACUUUUGCUAAGCCUUAUUUAAAUUUUGUAUACUGUGGAACAUGUUGAAUUUGUCUGAUCGUUUUAGUGUGGAGGUAUUUGGUUUGUUUUGAAGGACAAAAGGUAAAGUUUGAAGCGUACAGGAGCACUACAGAAAUAUCCAUACAGAUGAGUAUUUUUAAAUUGGUAUCAAUAAGAUGGUAUUUUUGCUUAUUUGUGUUAUAAAUAACCAUAUAAGAGCCAAUCUACUUUCAGUUUCCUCUGGAAUUUCUUUGUUUCUAGAACUAUACAAUUUUUCUUCAAAGCACAGUGUAAUUUUGGCUUGGAGAUUUGUAAGGCACCUAGUAUGCUAAUUCCCCCCCCCAUGCUUAGUUGGGUUUAGAUUCAUUUCAGUGAGUCUGUGAUUAAAAGAUAAAAUUGCCAACAAGUCCUCCUAAUUUUUCACACUGUGCUAUUGCAUUCAUUUCUUGUUCUGUGCUCUCACACGAUACAACAAUUGGAGAAAAUAGCUUUGAAAAGUUUUGAAGAGAAAAUGGUCUCAGCAUUUACAGUAUAUAGCUGUGCUUUGGCGGUUGUUCUAACCAAACACUAAUGCACUUAGGUAUCAUGACAUUUCUGGCUGGGAGGUAUUUCCUAGUUUACAGUCUUUUGCAUUUUUAAACUGUCCUCAUUUCCUUUAAAACACAUCUAGCUAUUUGUUUACAAAUGUAUCUUUUAUGUAUAUUUUGUAUAGUGCAUUAUCACUUCUGCCAAAUAAGGGUUGUUGGGUUUUUGUUUGGCUGGGUUUUUUGGUUUUUUUGCAUUUGGAGGCGUAACAGUGCUUAAACUUGUGUUCAUGUAGUACCUGUUUGUUGGUGUUUACCUUACCAGUGAGCUGUUAGAGAUCCUUUCACCUGUGUACUAGAUGGUCUAUCUUUGUGUGAUUGUUGAUUAUGACGUGCUCCUUUGUAGACUUCCUGCUGUAGAUUUAUCAGCUUACAAAACCUGUUUGUUAGGGUCUGUGCAAUAAAGUGUUUGAAGUCUUAUUUUCUUUAAGAAACUCCCUAUGGAUGUCAUAAUUGUUGUAUACUGAACAAAAAUAUUUAUACCUAUGCAGUUGCAUACAACUGAAAUAAAAAUUGAGCAUGAAAAGAUAGUUA
Molecule: messenger RNA, 10139 nt
Organism: Gopherus evgoodei (Goodes thornscrub tortoise)
Lineage: Eukaryota; Metazoa; Chordata; Testudines; Testudinidae
Gene: MAST4
Product: microtubule associated serine/threonine kinase family member 4
Exons: 31
Coding region: 169-7695 (2508 amino acids)
Biological process (GO): intracellular signal transduction; peptidyl-serine phosphorylation
Molecular function (GO): protein binding; ATP binding; magnesium ion binding
Source: RefSeq, a predicted model, not a curated record